ACAAUGUGUUAGCUAACCUUAUUGUGGUACAAGUACACAUCUAUCAAGUGUAUCAAGUACACAUCUGUGAAGUGUAUCAAGUCAUCACGUGUGUAUCUUAAACUUACGCAGUGAUAUGUAUCAUUUACGUGUCAAUAAAGCUGGGAGGAAUAAGGUCCCUGUGAUUGGAGCAGAGUGAGAAGUAUAUACUAGCGGGAGAUGAGGUCAGAGAGAAGAAUGAGAGCCAAGAGGUGGAUGCCCUGUAGACCAUGAAAAAAUUUUUGGCUAUUACAUUGAGAGAAAUGAGAAACGAUUGGAGAGUUUGAGCAGGUCAAGAGACAUGAUUUGGGCCACUGGCUGCUCUGUUGACCAUAGACUGUAGGGGCUAGAGUAGAAGCAGGGAGACAUUGUAGUCAUUGCGACAAGGUGAUAGCAGUGGCAGGGGUAAAAAGAGGAGGGAUUUUGGUUUUAGAAAGGAAGUAGCAUUUACUAACGGAUUGGAUAUGAGAUGGGAGAGAAGGAUGUUGGGUGAUUUGAGGUUUUUUGGUCUGAUUUGAAGUUUCCAUCAACCACGAUGGAGAAGGCUGUGGAAAAGGCAAGUUGGGAAGGGAAGUUAAGAUGCCCAUUAAUCUUCUAAGCAGAGAUGUGGAUCGAGCAGUUGGGUAAAUGAGCCUGGAAUCUACAGGAGAGGUCUGGGCUGGAAAAAUCAGAGUAUAGUUGAUAGUUUUUUAAAGUAAUUGUUUUUUUGGGGGGGGCACUUGGCUGGCUCAGUCAGUGGAGCGUGUGACUCUUGAUCUCGGGGUUGUGAGUUCGAGCUCCAUGUUGUAGAGAUUACUUGGGGAAAAAAAAGUAAUAGUUUUAUUGAAAUACUAUUUAUAUACCAUACAAUUCACUUGUUUAAUGUGUACAAUUCAAUGGUUUUAGUAUAUUUGCGGUGUUGUUCAGCCAUCGGUAUGAUUUUAUAACAUUUCCAUAGAUGGGGUGCCUGGGUGGCUCAUUUGGUUAAGCUUCUGCCUUCAGCUCAGGUCUUGAUCGAGCCCCACAUGGGGCUCCCUGCUUAGCGGGGAGCCUGCUUCUCCCUCUCCCUCUGCCCCUCCCCCUACUUGUGCGUGCUCUCUCUCUGUCAAAUAAAUAAAUAAAAUCUUCAAAAAAAUUUUUUUCCAUAGAUGGCUUUUAAAGCCAUGGGGCUGGAUAAGAGAGGAGUCCGAGGACCUUGCCCUGCAGCACUCUCUGUGCAGAGGUUCAGGAGAUGAGUGGGGCCAAGUGUAGAGGGCGUUUCAAGGAGGAGGAAGGCAGCGCGAGCCCCAGGCUCUGAUAGGCCGAGUAAGAGGAGGACUGAGAUCUGAUCACUGGAUUUAGCAACAUGGAAGUGACCUGGACAGGAGCAUUUCUGGUGGCAUGGUGGUUGCGAGGGCCAGAUCAGAGAGGGUUUAAGAGAGAAUGGGAGAAGAGUAACUGGAGGCAGCAGGUGCUGACAGUCCGUCAAGGAGUUUGGCUGAGAAGUGGGGCUGGAGGGAUGUCUGAUCAAUUAGUGAGCAGCGUCAGGUGGGGAGAGCACAUGGGACCUGGGGCACAGCUUGGUCUCCCUAGACCAUGAAUUCUUCAUCCUGAAGAGCAAGAGAGAAGGUAGGAACUGGACAGGCACUGGCAGGUGGGAAGGUAUAGUAGGGGUUUAGAGAAGUUGUCCUCCAAGUUUUAAAUAUUUUCUUUGUGAAAAAUGAAACAAGCCAUCAGCUGCGAGUGAGGAAGAGGUAUAGGUGAUGGAAGUUCGUGGGAUGGGCAUUUGGUGGGAGACAGUCAUCUGGAUAGAAUGAAUGGGAGAAUGGAUUUGGAGGGGCAAGGUUCUGAAUGUGGCCCUCAAGGACCUCCUUAAUGUGGCCUCUGUCUACCUCUUCAGCCUUUCCUCUGCCCACUCUCCUUCGCUCUGCUGUCUUCCAGCUUCACUGGCAGCCUUUCAGGUUUUAGAUGACCCCACGUGCAUCUCCACUUUGCCCCCUCUGCCAGGAACACCUUCCCUGUGCUGAGUUUGGGCCUGUGAGAUGUUUGAGUGGGGAGGGCCUUCGAGUCAGGCUGGAGUGGGGGCUGGGUGGGCGAGAGGAGGGACUGGAAUAGAGGAACAACUUGAGUCAUUUCCUCGCACAGCAAAGUCUCUGCUGUCACCAAACUUAUGUUCUAGUGAGGGGCCUGGCAACAUGUAAAGGAGGCAAAUACGUGUCUGAUGGAGACGAAUAAAGCAGGUGGCCCAGGAGGGAAUGGUCAGGGAAGGCCUUGCCGUGAGGUGAUGUAUGCGCCAAGAGCUAGAAGUCAGGGUGAACCGCCUGGAGCUGCUCAGGAAACAGCAGGGUUGGGCUUCGCAUGUUUGGGUGCCUGUAGCGGAGGACAGGGGCAGAGAGGAGGAAGGGGAUGACAGUUGAGAGGCCCGGGGCUCGUUGGCCACUGGUGGGACUGGUGUGUUCAUGGCAAGUGAGAUGGGAGCUGUCAGGGAGCCGGGGAGUGUUGAACCAAGGGAUGUGAAAUGAUGAGUUAAUAGAGCCUCAGGUUGUGAAGAGCAGCUCUGAGCCGCAGGGGGGAAGCCAGGAUGGCGCAGGAGGAUGUGGCUGUCGUCGCUGCCAGGGAUGGGUGACCCUCCUGGCUUCCAGGAGAGGUCGGCUGGUAGAGGAGGAGCCGGGAAAGGAGGUUGAAAAGGUUGGAGGAAGCCGAGAGGGGGUAGUGACUUCGAAAAGACGGGGUGUUGAAAGCUGCAGAGAUUUGGAGAAGAAACGUGAGAAGCGCCUGCUGAAUCUGGCAAGGUGGAAGUUUUGUGGAGCCCCCAGGGGAGCAGCCUUGUGGUGGAGUGGGAUCAGGAUAGAAUGGGGGCUGAGGAGGUCAUGACAGCCAAGGCGGACACCUUUCUGGUAACGAGAAGUGGGUGUCGUCGUGGCCCAAGCAUCAAAGCAAGGCUGAAAAGGGAAAGAUUAAAGAAAUCUAACCUGUAUAGCGCGACUGAGGUUGGAGAGGCUGGAGAAAGCUUACAGAAGAUCUCCCGAUGACAGGGCGCGGCACUGCCUUUACCAUGCAGCACAUCAUGGGUGUGCCCCGAGCGCUGGUGCGAAGAGGCCUCCUGGGAAGGGACCUCUUUAUGACCAGGACUCUCUGCAGCCCAGGCCCUAGUCAGCCCAGAGAGAAAAGACCUGAAGAGGUGGCCCCGGGGCUGUUCCACCGCCUCACAGCUCUGGGAAGAGCCCUGGGGCACGACAUUCGGCAGCGAGCGUCCUCCACGGCCACGACCUGGUGGGACAGAUAUGAAGAGUUUGUCGGACUCAAUGAGGUUCGAGAGGCGCAGGGAAACGUGACUGAGGCAGAGAAAGUGUUCAUGGUGGCCCGAGGGCUUGUUCGAGAGGCUCAGGAGGGCUUGGAAGGUCACCAGGCCAAGCUGAAGGAGGUGAGGGACCGCUUGGACCGUGUCUCCAGAGAGGAUAACCAGUACCUGGAACUAGCCACGCUGGAGCACCGGCUGCUGCAGGAGGAGAAGAGGCUUCGUGCAACCUAUCUACGUGCUGAAGACUCGGAGCGAGAGAAGUUCUCCCUCUUCUCCGCGGCCGUGCGGGAAAGUCACGAGAAGGAGCGCGCUCGAGCUGAGAGGACCAAGAACUGGUCGCUCAUUGGGUCAGUCCUGGGGGCCCUGAUUGGCGUGGCUGGCUCCACCUAUGUGAACCGUGUGCGGCUACAGGAGCUGAAGGCUUUGCUCUUAGAGGCACAGAAGGGGCCCGUGAGCCUCCAGGAGGCCAUCCGAGAACAGGCAUCUAGCUACUCCCUCCAGCAAAAGGACCUCCAUGACCUCAUGGCGGACCUAAGGGGCCUGGUACAAGCUGGGCCUGGGCAGAGCUCUGGGGCCCAGGCAGGUACUUUCCCCACCCAAAACAGAGACACAGAUGUCCUUUCAGCUGCCUUGAAAGAGCAGCUCCUCCAUUCCAGGCAGGUCCAUUCCUGUCUAGAGGGUUUACGAGAGCGGCUUGAUGGCUUGGAAAAGACUUUGAGCCAAGCGGCUGAGGUGCUUGAGCUUGCAAAGGCUGCCGUGCAUCCGGGCCUGGUGGAGCCAGCAGAUGGGGCUCUGCGUGGCUCCUUGCUGGAGCAGGGGAGCAUGGUCGUGGCACUGUCGGACAUGGAGCAGAGGCUGGAAGCCCAGGUCAACAGGAACACCAUCUACAGCACGCUGGUCACCUCUGUGACAUUCGUGGCCACGCUGCCUGUGCUCUACAUGCUGUUCAGGGCCAGCUAGCCCUUGGACCCUCCUCCAGAGGCCCUGAGGGGAUAGGCGUGGCUAUGGAUUUAGUUAGAGAAGCCCAACAAUGAAGUGAGCCUUCGGGGUGCACGCAACCUCCAGCUGAGGCUGAGCACCGUCUGGUCUGCGUGGCUCACCAACAGGCAUACUUUGCUUUUUAGAAAGUGCUCACUUAUAUUAAUUAUCAAAGCCAUAUUAAUUAUCAAAGCCCUGCGCUAAUGUCCAAUUAAAAUGUCUUUGGGUUUGUGUUACUUAAA
Messenger RNA from Ailuropoda melanoleuca (giant panda), 4497 nucleotides. RefSeq names its product coiled-coil domain containing 51 (gene CCDC51). The transcript is spliced from 5 exons. The coding region runs from base 3005 to 4237 and encodes 410 amino acids. The record is from RefSeq and is a predicted model, not a curated record. Lineage: Eukaryota; Metazoa; Chordata; Mammalia; Carnivora; Ursidae.